AUGGCUGGUCGGGCCAAGUCUGUUCGCGCGUCUGGUGGCAGUGCCGACUCGGCGCUGGAGGGCAUGUCUGCGACGGCGUUCGGGAAGAUGAAGGUUGCCAAGAAGCGCAAGCUGCUGGCACAGUUAGAUCUGCAUGAUGAGCUCACCGACGAGUUGGAGGCAGACGUGAUGGCGGCGGUGGCGUUUACGCGAGAGACCCAUGGCGAGGAUGUGCGGCGGAUGGACGCUCGGAGCGAGCUGAUAGUCUCCUUUGACGACUUUUACACCGAGUACGCCUAUGUGGUGGUCGCCUCGGGCUUCCGGGCCGAGUUUGCGGCGCGAAUUGUGCCUGCGCUGGUCGCCGCCGCGCCUGAUGAAGCUGCCAUGAUAGCGCUGUUCAAGAACCGGGCCAAGAUCGCCGCACUUGUCAAGGUCUACGGCAUGCGGAGCGAGUGGGAGACCCUGCGGGCGAGCUUUCGCACCCCGGACGAUCUCACCGUCCUUCCACGCAUCGGGCCUGUGGUCAAGUUCCAUCUCGCCCGCAAUAUUGGCCUCAAGUCGUGUGUCAAGCCCGACGUGCACAUGAUGGCGUAUGCCGCCAAGCGCGGAUGGCACUCUCCGAUCGACAUGGUCGAGGCGCUUGCUGCCGCCUACCACCUCCCGAUCGGUACCCUCGACUUUUGUCUCUGGGUCUGGAUGUCGCACGGCUUUGGUUCGGCCACCUCAAAGUGCUGCCACGGUGGGUACGAGCUGCGGUGA
Messenger RNA from Thecamonas trahens ATCC 50062, 738 nucleotides. RefSeq lists its product as uncharacterized. The record is from RefSeq and is a predicted model, not a curated record. The transcript is spliced from 2 exons. The coding region runs from base 1 to 738 and encodes 245 amino acids. NCBI's taxonomy places the organism in Eukaryota, Apusomonadida, Apusomonadidae.